AUGCCAGGCUUAGAGCUAUAUGAUGCCAAAGUAACAAUAAACCAUUGGCAACUACGUGAUUGUGUCAAACCAUGCUCUACUAAUCCGAAUAAACUAUACUAUAUCUUCGAUCAUUCAAUAAGAUCCUUGGACACUGCUAUGAGUAACGAUGUGCUUCUUAAAAAGCAACACUAUAAUUAUCACUAUCCUUCAUCUUCAAGGAAAUAUGACAAGAAAACAUCAUCAUUACUACGAAAAAAUAAUGGUUCUGUCGCUCCUUCCAAAAAAUUGGUUGAGUUUAAUUUCAAACCAAGAUGUUUUACUGAACUUAAUGGGUUGACUGUUUGUGGUGGUCUAAUUGGAUCUGAUGAUAGAGGUUUCCCAACAAAUUGGAACCGUUUAUCGGCACAUAAUGGUGAUAAUGAUAGUGUCGACCCCACAACAACUACUCGUCCUUACUUGUCUUCACCAGCAGACCCUAUCAAAUUAGCAUCUCAUGGUGCUUUAGCUGAUAGCACAAAUUAUAGUAACCCAAACAUAUGGAAAGGUAUAAUUAACGUUUAUAACGAACAUACAGGGAAAGCAAAAAGUCUAAUAUUAGGUCAAUUCAUUAACAAUUGUGUCACUUUGUUUAACACUUCAAACAAUAAUUACGAUUUAUAUACCUGUAAUAAUGAUGGUCACCUAUAUCAAUGUACUAUCAAUAAUCGUGGUGUGGAAUUAAUUAGAAGAUACUCAGAUUUGAAAUUCCCAUUGAAUAAUGCAAGUAUGUCUCAUGAUGGUCAAACCAUGGUGGUCUCGGGAGAUUCAAACAAAUUUGCAUUGUAUCAAAAGGAUCAACUAAAUAAUAAAUUCAGUCUUAAUGGUAAAGCAGCAUUAUCAUCGGGCAACGCUUUAAGUAAUUGGGGAAAUCAAGAAAUUGUAAAUCGAAUGCCGAGAUAUGAAAAUGUUAAUGACACUACUUUGGAUAAUAUGAAUGAUACUACUACCGUUAACAACAACAACACGACCAAUAAUAUCUUUGAUGCCCCAUCAGGCGAUCAUGGAUUUUAUAAUUGCUUUUCUGAAAACGAUAUGAAAUUUGCAACUCUAUUCCAAAACGGGAUUUGUUUAAUUUAUGAUGCCAGAUAUACUAAUUCUCCUUUGGCAACUAUUAAAUCAACAAGACCAAAUUCUCAUACGGGUGCGUUUAGAGUUUGUAGGUUUAGCUAUGGAUUAGAUGACUUAUUAUUCAUUUCCGAACAUCAAGGAAGGGUUCAUGUCGUUGAUACAAGAAAUUUUGAAAAUCAUCAAGUAAUCGUUAUACCUGAUAAAUUAAAUAUGGACGAUGACUUAAAUACAAAUACAACUCCAACACUAAGUAGUAAUUUCCUUAAUGGGGACCCCGUUAGUCUUAACCAAUAUCUUCAAAUACCAUCUGGGUCAGUGAAUAGGCAUGAUCUUCUUUCUAACAAUGUAUCCUCCAUAUCAAAUGCUUCGAGACAUUGCUAUGAUCGUUCAACUCGUAAUUCCACUUCAGAAAAUGAACCAUGGAUUACACCUGCUGGUUCUGUUCCAUUGGAAUGUUUAGAACCGCAGAUUUUCCCCUUCCCAAAGAUAAUUGAUAAGUUUUCAAAUCAUGAAUUGAAUCAAAUCGAUUAUAACACUAUAUCAUCACGUUUAGUUGACUCAAAUAAUAAUAAUUUUAUUGGCGGAGGUACUUCCCAAAUGAAUCAUGACAACGAAAUGGAUUUCCAACCCAGAGCAAGAAGACGUUCAUCAUUCCGAAUUAGAAGAGUGUCAACAUCAUCAAAUAGGUCAGAGGAAUCGGAAGAUAUUGAUCCAGUAAUAUCACAACAUCGUCGUCGUCACUUUAACCGUCAACAAUAUCUAAAUGCAUUAAAUUCUCAAGUUGUUGUAGAUGAAGAUGAAGACCAAGAUGGAGAAGAUAAUUCUAUGAAUACUACACGGCACACAAGGCACAACGUAACAGGAUUAUUGGAUGAUGAUGAUGAGGAAACUAAUAAUUAUGCGGUUUUUGAUAAUGAUGAUCUUUAUGACGCAUAUAAUGAUAUCAAUAGUACAAAUAUACCAAGGACAAGAAAUAAUGUCAUUUUGAAUUAUUCCAAUAAUGAUUAUACUGAAGAAAAUAAUAUAUCGGGUAUUGAUUGGGUACAAGACAAUAGUGGUAGUUCCUUAGUCAUUGGGACUGAUUAUGGUAUAAUGAAAUGGAAUAUUAAUUCUUGGGCAAGAAGAAGUUUCUCCAGUUAUGAAUUUUGUUAA
Naumovozyma dairenensis CBS 421 is the source of this 2241-nucleotide messenger RNA. It is a transcript of the gene GID11, whose product is annotated as Gid11p. The transcript has a single exon. Gene Ontology annotation, molecular function: protein binding. Lineage: Eukaryota; Fungi; Ascomycota; Saccharomycetes; Saccharomycetales; Saccharomycetaceae. The coding region runs from base 1 to 2241 and encodes 746 amino acids. The record is from RefSeq and is a predicted model, not a curated record.